Stereum hirsutum FP-91666 SS1 is the source of this 1734-nucleotide messenger RNA. RefSeq names its product heat shock protein 70. The record is from RefSeq and is a predicted model, not a curated record. Gene Ontology annotation, biological process: cellular response to unfolded protein; endoplasmic reticulum unfolded protein response; protein refolding. Gene Ontology annotation, cellular component: cytoplasm; endoplasmic reticulum chaperone complex; endoplasmic reticulum lumen. Gene Ontology annotation, molecular function: ATP-dependent protein folding chaperone; misfolded protein binding; heat shock protein binding. Bases 1 to 1734 code for a protein of 577 amino acids. The transcript is spliced from 10 exons. Lineage: Eukaryota; Fungi; Basidiomycota; Agaricomycetes; Russulales; Stereaceae.
AUGUCCCGUCCUUCGCGGACGCACACAGGCCGGCUCUUCUCCGGCCUGUCGUUCCUCUUUGUUCUCCUCGUCGCACUCAUCUGCCUCUGCCCGCCAGUAAGCGCAGAUUCAGAAAAGCCUGACUAUGGCACUGUUAUCGGUAUUGGUACGUAUUCGUGUGUUGGUGUUCACCGUGGGGGACGUGUCGAAAUUAUCGCCAACGACCAGGGUCACCGGAUAACGCCAUCAUGGGUCUCUUUCACUGACGAUGAACAUUUAAUUGGUAACUCGGCAAAGAACGCCUUCCACUCCAACCCAGAAGCCACCGUGUUCGAUGCUAAGCGUCUCAUCGGUCGCAAGAUGGACCAGCCUGAAAUCAAGCACAACAUCAAGCACUGGCCUUUCAAGGGAGCGCCCCAUGACUUCACACCCGAGGAGAUCUCCGCUAUGGUUUUGAUGAAGAUGAAGGAGACCGCUGAGGCUUACCUCGGCAAGAAAGUCACUCACGCCGUCGUCACCGUCCCAGCCUACUUCAACGACGCUCAGCGCCAGGCCACGAAGGAUGCUGGUACCAUCGCUGGUCUCCAGGUCCUCCGUAUCAUCAACGAACCUACCGCUGCCGCCAUCGCCUACGGUCUCGACAAGAAGGGUGGCGAGUCUCAGAUCAUCGUCUACGAUCUCGGUGGUGGAACUUUCGAUGUAUAUCUCCUUUCCAUCGAUGACGGUGUCUUCGAGGUCCUCGCCACCGCCGGUGACACCCAUCUCGGUGGUGAAGAUUUCGACAACCGUGUUAUCGAGUACUUUACCAAGCUCUACAAGAAGAAGACCGGCACUGACGUUUCUGGCAACCUUCGCGCGCUUGGAAAGCUGAAGAGGGAGGUCGAGCAGGCCAAGAGGACUUUGUCUUCCCAGCAGAACACGAGGAUCGAGAUUGAGAGCUUCGAGGGCGGCAACAACUUCUCCGAGACCUUGACCAGGGCCAAGUUCGAGGAAUUGAACUUGGACCUCUUCAGAAAGACGAUGAAGCCCGUCGAGCAGGUUCUCAAGGACGCCGGUGUUAAGAAGGAGGAUGUCGACGAGGUUGUCCUUGUCGGUGGUUCGACUCGUAUCCCCAAGGUCCAGCAGCUCCUGAAGGAGUUCUUCGGUGGCAAGGAGCCGUCCAGGGGUAUCAACCCCGAUGAGGCCGUCGCCUAUAGUGCUGCCGUCCAGGGUGGUAUCCUAUCCGGUGUGGAGGGAACCGAGGAUGUCGUCCUCGUCGAUGUCUACCCCCUUACCCUCGGUAUCGAGACCACCGGCGGUGUUUUCACCAAGCUCAUCGCCCGUAACACCGUUAUACCCACCCGCAAGUCCCAAAUCUUCUCGACUGCGACCGAUAACCAGCCCACCGUGUUGAUCCAGGUGUUCGAGGGUGAACAUUAUUUGACCAAGGACAACAACCUUCUCGGCAAGUUCAAGCUCUCUGGUAACCCUCCUGCUCCCCGUGGUGUCCCUCAGAUCGACCUCACCUUCGAGGCCAACGCCGAUGGUACCAUGAAGGUUGGCGCCGCCGAUAAGGGAACUAGCAAGUCCGAGUCUAUCACCAUCACAAACGAGAAGGGUCGUCUCUCCAAGCACGAAAUCAAGCGCAUGAUCAAGGAGGCCGAGGAGUUUGCGUCCGAGGAUGAGGCUCAACACCGUCGCAUCGAAGCCCUCAACUCCCUCUCUUCCUACAUCCAAUGUGAGGGGCCAGUUCGGCGACCAGGAGGGCGUGGGUAG